AUGAUUCGUUCAAGCCUUGUUGCUAUGUUGGCAAUUUGCGCAGAUUGCUCGUUCUGUGGCAAAGACUUCGUUACGCUGGGCCGUCAUUCAUGGCGUUGUAAAGAAAAAAUAAAUCAAGAUCGUCCUGCUAACACAGUCAAUCAAAAUAUGCCGGUUAUGCAUUCUCCUGUCAGAAUCUCAAACACCAACGACGUUAAGUGUUAUUGUGGUAAAUCAUGUAAAGGUACGCGGGAGCUUAAAAUGCACCAACGUAGUUGUCGUGUAAUACAUGGUUUAAAUGAUGAAUUGCUUACAGACCUUGAACAGCAAUCUACUGAGAACUCGACUACGAAUACUUCUACUCAUUCUACAUUUGAGGAAAUUGAUGUAAUGGAAAAUAUUGCGAGCGAUCAGAAUUUUCCAGUGUUGAAGAAAGGGGUAAAGCUUCCCAAAAGCGACGCAGAAUGGUCAACGGCUGACAGCUAUUUCAAAUUUGAAUUGCGACUAAAUGCGCCAAUCAGAAUUGAAGAUCUAAGCUCAAGCAUUACGCUAAUGAAUGAUAUUGUCUACAACUAUUUCGCUGAUAACUUCGGUUAUGUUGAGAAGAUGCCGGAUAAAGAGCUAGUGAAUAAGUAUAAAGAUCAAACAGUAAAAGCCUUAAAGAAAUGUCUAAAACAACUAAAGCUAUCGAACGCUGAUCCUCACGAAAUCAAAUAUGUAGCUCGCACAUUGCGUGAUAAGUUGCGUAAUGCUUGUCAAAUCAAUACAACUCAAACCCAAAACAAAACGUUCAAUCACGACAAUUACAUUAGUAGAAAUUUCUGGGGUUACGUUAAGAACGUCCUGAAUAAGAAUACUUGCCUACUUCCAUGCUUUACAAUGUCAGAAUGCCUAAACUAUUUCAAGAAAACUCUAUGUUCAAUUAACCCAAACAAACUGUUUUGUAUUCCAAGCUGGAUUCCGAAGUUAUCCGAUCCUAUCGUAAACUUUGACCUUCAACCCCCAACAUAUCGCCAAGUUACAAACAUUAUUCGCAGAAUGAAAGCUUCUGGAUCGCCUUGUCCUCUAGAUCAACUUUCAAUCAUUUGCUUCAAACGUUGUCCAUUCUUGCGCACUUAUCUAACCGAAGUGAUUCGUAGCGUCUGGUCUUCGAAAUCUGUACCAGCUGAAUGGAAAAAAGCGUGUUCUAUUCUUAUCCACAAAAAAGGCAAUACAAGUGACCCCUCCAAUUUCCGCCCAAUUACUCUAGAAACUAUACCACUAAAAGUGUUUACCUCUUGUCUCCGCAAUGCUAUGUUCUCGUUCCUAACUGCUAAUAACUUUAUUGAACAUCAGAUUCAAAAAGGUUUUACUCCCAAUCUGUCUGGCACUCUGGAACACACUGCUCAAAUGACAAAUAUUAUCAACCAAGCGAGAAUAAAGCAGCGCUCUGUUGUCAUCACCCUUCUCGAUCUCAAGAAUGCUUUUGGUGAAGUGCAUCAUAAUCUAAUUCAAUCUGUCCUCGACUAUCAUCACAUUCCCAAAGACGUUAGUGAAAUAAUAAAGAGCUUGUAUACGGACUUCAAUACUGCAUUUAUAACAUCAGAAUUCUCCACCCCAUUUAUAACUGUCGGUCGUGGAGUUCUUCAAGGAGACUGUCUUAGUCCUCUGAUUUUUAAUAUGUGCAUCAAUACCUUUAUUCAACAUAUAAAAACUGACAAAUACCGGCAAUUUGGUUUCAUUACAAAUCUUUUAAACCCAGUCCAUUGGUUCCAGUUCGCUGAUGAUGCUGCGGUAAUAAGCGGUCAAGAUUCAGAAAAUCAACAUCUUUUAAAUCGAUUCUCGAUCUGGUGCCAGUGGUCUAACAUGAUUGUCAGGGUUGAUAAGUGUUCAACAUUUGGGAUCAGGAAAAGUCUCACAAAAUCUAUCCAAUAUUUACCUAAACUUCUGAUUAACAAUGAAUUGAUACCUGCCACUAAAAUUGGAGAGUCGUUUCGAUACUUGGGGAAAUAUUUUGACUUCAGUAUGUCCGAAAAAGAACACAAACAAGAGCUAAUCACUCUCAUGGACGACAUUAUGUCUGAAAUUGAUCUCAAACCUUUGCACCCAAAAAAUAAACUUUUGCUUUAUAGUCGUUACCUCCUUUCCAAACUUUCCUGGCAUUUCACUGUAACCACCUUAUCAAAAACCUGGGUCUCUGAAAAUAUGGAUUCUGUGGUGAACAAGUACGUACGUAAAUGGCUUGAAAUACCUAUAUCAGGAACUCUAUCUAACGUCUACCUUACCAGUAACAAGUUUGGUCUAAAUAUCUAUCCGCCGUCAAUUAAGUUUGUUCAGUGCCAAACAGUUGCUCGUAACGCCUUAAAGACCUCUCCAAAUCAUUCCAUAAAAGACCUCUGGAAAAUAACAUCUGAAAGCAAAAACAUUCAGUACGACGUCUACACCUCGACAAAGGAAGUCCUUAAAACUUUUACCUCCGGACAAGAAGACAAACUGCAGAAUCAUCUGAUUUUGCAAGGCUCCUUCUUCUCAAAUGUCAUUAAGUUUUCACUGUCGAAAUUAAACGGUAUAUGGUCUAAAUCCCAAUCAAACCUCCCAAAGAACAUCUAUAACUUCACCAUUCGUUACAUCAAUAACUCACUUCCAACUCGUAAAAACCUUACUAAAUGGGGAAUAUUGUCCAACUCUGAUUGCUCCUUCUGCUUAAACCCUGAAACCCUUUUACACGUAGUUGCUGGAUGUCAAACGUACCUCCCACGAUUUACAUGGAGACAUGAUUCUGUUCUGAACUUCAUAGCACAAACGCUACAACCUGUAAACAACUCCAAUCUUUUCGUCGAUCUUCCUGGUUAUAAAAGCCCAUCAAUUGUAACUGGUGACACAUUCCGCCCAGACCUACUUCUAUCUAUCAACUCGGAUUGUCUCUUAUAUAUCCUUGAACUUUCUGUUGGCUAUGAGUCUAAUCUACAAACAAAUGUUGAUCGGAAAAGAAGAAGAUACGAAGAUCUCAUUACACAGCAAAAGAAACAAUUUAAGUCCGUAAAAUUUGUAAAUUUGUCAAUUAGUUCUUUAGGCGUUUUCUCAAAAGAAUGUCAUUCCUUUUUAGAUAUGUUAACUGAUCUAGGUCUUGAUAAAAGACACCAAUAUUUCGCUAUCAGGAAAAUUAUGUCUAUCGCGAUUAGGACAACAUAUUAUAUAUUUUGUUGCAGAGAUAAGGACUGGUUAAACCCGGAAUUACUGAACAUUUAA
Paramuricea clavata is the source of this 3207-nucleotide messenger RNA. The record is from the annotation of a GenBank genome assembly. Lineage: Eukaryota; Metazoa; Cnidaria; Anthozoa; Malacalcyonacea; Plexauridae.